Molecule: messenger RNA, 2148 nt
Organism: Cygnus olor (mute swan)
Lineage: Eukaryota; Metazoa; Chordata; Aves; Anseriformes; Anatidae
Gene: SNAI2
Product: snail family transcriptional repressor 2
Exons: 3
Coding region: 251-1057 (268 amino acids)
Biological process (GO): regulation of DNA-templated transcription
Molecular function (GO): RNA polymerase II cis-regulatory region sequence-specific DNA binding; DNA-binding transcription factor activity, RNA polymerase II-specific
Source: RefSeq, a predicted model, not a curated record
CAUCCAGAAGUGAUUGGAGGAGCAGAAAACCCUUCCCCCCUGCACCUGACUUGUGGGUAUUUACAGCACUUUUCAAGGCGCCUCUGCACUGCCACUACACAAGCAGAGUGCAUGGACGGCGCGGGGCAGACAAUGCGAUAGGGACCGAUGUACCAGCAGUGAUAGUGUGCGUGCGUGCUGCACACCAGCCAGGCACCGUUACACGAACCCGAAAGGAGGCUCUGGAAGAAGGAGAAACCCUGCAUUCAAAAUGCCACGCUCCUUCCUGGUCAAGAAGCAUUUCAAUUCAUCCAAGAAGCCAAAUUACAGCGAACUGGACACUCAUACAGUGAUUAUAUCCCCAUACCUGUAUGAAAGCUAUCCAGUCCCUAUCAUACCACAGCCAGAGAUCCUGAGCUCUGUAGCUUACAACCCCAUUACUGUGUGGACUACAACCGGGCUGCUACCAUCUCCACUACCCAAUGACCUCUCUCCACUUUCUGGAUACCCCUCAUCUUUGGGAAGAGUCAGCCCACCUCCACCUUCUGACACCUCCUCCAAAGAUCACAGCGGUUCGGAAAGUCCCAUUAGCGAUGAAGAAGAGAGAAUCCAGUCAAAGCUUUCAGACCCCCAUGCAAUCGAAGCCGAAAAGUUUCAGUGCAGUUUAUGCAACAAGACCUAUUCAACUUUCUCUGGGUUGGCCAAACAUAAGCAGCUGCAUUGUGAUGCCCAGUCUAGGAAAUCGUUCAGCUGCAAGUACUGUGACAAGGAGUAUGUCAGCCUGGGAGCGCUUAAGAUGCACAUCAGGACCCACACACUACCUUGUGUCUGCAAGAUCUGUGGCAAGGCUUUCUCCAGGCCAUGGCUACUUCAAGGACACAUCAGAACCCACACUGGAGAGAAGCCGUUUUCCUGUCCUCACUGCAACAGGGCUUUUGCAGACAGAUCUAAUCUGAGGGCUCAUCUGCAGACCCACUCGGAUGUGAAGAAAUACCAGUGCAAAAAUUGCUCCAAAACUUUCUCCAGAAUGUCUCUUCUGCACAAACACGAAGAAUCUGGCUGCUGUGUAGCACACUGAGUCAUGCAGUCAAUGUUUACCUGGACUCAAUGCAUUUCUCCACUCCUGUUCCAAAUGAUAAGUGGAAAUCCAAAGGCAUUUUCUUUUCUACUUUUCAGCCAAAAAAUAAUAAAAAAAUAAAAUCACCAAAAAAAUAACACAAAAAAAAAAAAAGCAAGCAAAGAAACAAAAUAGUGGGAGAAUUUAGAAUGUCAGUAGAAAUGAGCUUUAAGUAGUUCUGUUCAGUCACACAUUCACAUUCUUAAGUGUGAACUCUGAUAUAUGGGGAAAGACACGAUGCAUGACAUUUCAAGUAGAUCUAAAGGAAAAAGCAUUAUCAGCUUUCUUUAGAGAUGAAGCCAAAUGCAUGUAGUUUUUUCUUGCUCAGAAAAGGCUGCAAAGUUACUAAUACAUUCCUGCCAAGCCAUUUCAACCAAAGAAACAGUGUUUUAAGUGGAACUUUUGAUAAAAAUACUACCCAAGUGAAUUUUGCUAGACACCAUUUAUCUCAGGUGCCUUAAAAAGUAUUCCAAGUUUACCUUAGUAAAUGUUUAAUAUUAUUCAUUGCUGUGUUCUUUUUUUUUUUUUAAUUUUAUUUUAUUAAAAGUCAAGGCCUUCAUUAAUGAUCCAAAAUGCUUUAAAACUGCAUAAUUAAGAGAGGAAAAAGAAAACGUAAGAGAAUGUAAGAAAAAUUGAAAGCCACAAAUUAAUUGCAUGUGCCUUUUUUAAAAAAAUACUGUAGCUUCAAACAUUCCUGGUGCAUGCCUGACCAUCUUUGAAUAUGGAAUAGUUCCUCUAAACUUUAAUCUUUUUUAAAAACGGGAAUAAGUGCAAGAGAGGGGGCUCAUGGGAGUUUGACAAUUAUUUUUUUAAAUGCACAAAGGAAAUGCAAUAUUUUCAGCAUUACCCCUCCAAGUGCCUUUUUUAUUGAUGAUUUUGUAAAGUAUGUGGACAUAAUGUAAAUAUUUUUAUUUUUAUAUGACCAAAUGUGUUAUGAAUGAAAGUGAAUUGUUGCCUAUAGCAGCAUCUAUAGAUAACUUGAAGAAAGUGUGAAGUGAAAUUUAUGGUUUUUUUUCUAGCCACUUUUUUACAAUAAACAUUUUUAAAUAAGA